This is a messenger RNA of Paramecium primaurelia, 347 nucleotides long. NCBI's taxonomy places the organism in Eukaryota, Ciliophora, Oligohymenophorea, Peniculida, Parameciidae. The record is from the annotation of a GenBank genome assembly.
AUGAUUAAAAGUAUAUAUUAUUGAUAUCAAUUAUUUUAGUUAAAGAAUAAACAAGAGCAGGUAUAAAAUGCUUUAUUUUUGAUCGAUGUUUAAUGUAGUAAGAUACAGAAAGGGAUAAUUAUAGAGAUAAAAAACCACCCAUAAAUCUACAUAAUUGUUUUAUUUGUAGAACCAGAUAAAUUACAACAAUAGAGUAUCCAGCAAAGCAUGUUAUGGAUGUGGCAAAGGAUUCCAAGAGAAAACAUGUCAUUUAUGUUAAAAAUAAAUAGGAAAGCAUCAAUUAUUUAGAUAUCAUUUAUUUGCUAUUGGUAAUAAUAAAUUCAAAUGUUUUAAUUGUGAUAGAAUGA